AUGGCUAUUGGCAAGGAGGGAAACGUAAAAUGGGUGGAUGGCCUCCGAGGUCUUGCAUCCUCUCUAGUCGUCUCUACGCACAUUGCCCGCGCUUUUGAUGGCGAUCUCUUCUCGCCCGCGUCCGCUCAGGAUGUUGCACCACGACUGCUGCAGCUUCCCUUUCUCAGAAUCCUCGUUCAGGGUCGCAUUGGCGUCUCCAUCUUCGCCUUUGUGACCGGCUAUGUCUGCGCUCUCAAGCCCAUCAAGCUCUCCCGCCAGGGAAACCAGGAGAAUGCCUUCACCUCCAUCUCCAAAUCGGCCCUGCGCAGAGUUCCCCGUCUUGUGAUCCCCACUGCUCUGGCUACUUGCAUCAUCUGGGUCAUGGCGCAGCUUGGCCUUUUCCUCGUGGCUAAGCGAAGCGACUGCUGGUGGUGCGGCGCAACUGCACCCGAUCAGGUACCCCACCUGGGCGAUGCGCUCUACAGUCUUCUCUACAAUAUCAUCACCACUUGGACCCAUGGUCGAAACAGCUACGAUGGAAAUCAAUGGACGCUGCUGCCUCUGUUGAAGGGCAGUUUCUGGGUCUAUGUCUUCAUCAUUGGUACCGCCUACAUGCAGCCAAGAUACCGCAUGAUGGCUUCCUUGGCCAUGUAUGCCUAUUUCUGGGUGGCAUCCGAUUCGGCGUUUGGAAUGCAAUUCUUCUGGGGAGUUUUCCUCUGCGACCUGCAAAACUUGCCCUCUGCCAACGAUUUCAUUGCGAAUCGUCCCCGCAUUUCCAAGAUGCUUGCCAUCUUUUUCCUGUUCAUUGGCUGCUUCAUCGCUUCUUACCCAGAAGGCCACCCAGAGUGGCAACCAUGGUCUGCUUGGCUAUUCUCGAUUCUCAAGAACAUCUUGCCCAAGGAUCCCGACUUUCCUCGCUUCGGCUCUGGCAUUGGACUCGAGUUCAUCACCCUUGGCAUCCACUUUAGCCCCUUCCUCAAGGAUAUUCUCUCGAGCAAGUACCUGCUCUGGCUUGGAAAGCAAUCCUUUGCUGUAUACCUGCUGCAUGGACCACUUCUCCGCUGGCUGUUGUGCUGGAUGGUGUACGGUGCUCGCUUGCCUGCUGACGUUGUCAAUGAUGCCGGCGAGACGGUCCCUGGCCAGCUGAAGUUCCCCGGCGCCUGGAAGCUGAUGCUGUGGCUACCAAUUUGGCUUCCACUCAACUAUGCAGUGGCCAAUCUGUGGACAACAUACGUGGAUCCGUGGUGUGCGCAGCUGACGGAGCAGGUUGUAACCCACGUCAAGGAGAAUUACGACGAGAAAGAGGGGGGCGUUUUGCUGCCGCAAUAG
Pestalotiopsis fici W106-1 is the source of this 1308-nucleotide messenger RNA. RefSeq lists its product as uncharacterized. Gene Ontology annotation, cellular component: membrane. The record is from RefSeq and is a predicted model, not a curated record. Gene Ontology annotation, molecular function: acyltransferase activity, transferring groups other than amino-acyl groups. The transcript is spliced from 3 exons. NCBI's taxonomy places the organism in Eukaryota, Fungi, Ascomycota, Sordariomycetes, Amphisphaeriales, Sporocadaceae. Bases 1 to 1308 code for a protein of 435 amino acids. Gene Ontology annotation, biological process: polysaccharide biosynthetic process.